UUCAUCGAGUAAAGAUAUCAAAAAACACAAUUCAGAUCUGUGCUUCUUCUUUCUUCAACCCAGAAAAGACAAAAUCACAAAAGUCAAAAACAAUGGCGCCGAGAGCAGAGAAGAAGCCAGCGGAGAAGAAACCAAAAGCCGGCAAGAAACUCCCGAAAGAAGCUGGAGCUGGAGGUGACAAGAAGAAGAAGAUGAAGAAGAAGAGCGUCGAGACGUACAAGAUCUACAUCUUCAAGGUUCUGAAGCAAGUUCAUCCCGAUAUUGGUAUCUCAAGCAAAGCCAUGGGAAUCAUGAACAGUUUCAUCAACGAUAUCUUCGAGAAGCUCGCUUCGGAGUCGUCUAAGCUCGCUAGGUACAACAAGAAGGCUACGAUUACUUCUCGGGAGAUUCAGACUGCUGUGAGACUUGUUCUCCCUGGUGAGCUCGCUAAACACGCUGUCUCUGAAGGAACCAAAGCUGUUACCAAAUUCACCAGUUCUUGAAUUGGGAAUUUAGGGUUUUCAAAUCUUGUUUUAGGGUUUCUACUUUCGCUUGUUACCUGUUUUUGUUUUUUUUUUUAAUUCUCGUUUCCCCCCAGUUGUAAAGUAAUGUUAUGAAAUCUCUUUUGGAAUCAAGAUUUGCGUUUGUGUUCU
Messenger RNA from Camelina sativa (false flax), 632 nucleotides. RefSeq names its product histone H2B.6. Lineage: Eukaryota; Viridiplantae; Streptophyta; Magnoliopsida; Brassicales; Brassicaceae. The record is from RefSeq and is a predicted model, not a curated record. Gene Ontology annotation, molecular function: DNA binding; protein heterodimerization activity; structural constituent of chromatin. Gene Ontology annotation, cellular component: nucleosome.